Penicillium vulpinum is the source of this 1335-nucleotide messenger RNA. Its product is annotated as tRNA (adenine-N(1)-)-methyltransferase. The record is from RefSeq and is a predicted model, not a curated record. Gene Ontology annotation, biological process: tRNA methylation. Lineage: Eukaryota; Fungi; Ascomycota; Eurotiomycetes; Eurotiales; Aspergillaceae. The coding region runs from base 1 to 1335 and encodes 444 amino acids. The transcript is spliced from 4 exons. Gene Ontology annotation, cellular component: tRNA (m1A) methyltransferase complex.
AUGUCUCGUCUGCGCCAGGCCCUGCAGCGCGUGCUUGGUGUGGCUCCAGCUCCAGGUGCCUUGCGCUCUCGGACCAUUGACACCAAUUUCUCCAUCAUAAAAGCUCUUCCUAGCAGCGGGCUAACAAAAUGCGCAGAGGGAGACCGAGUCAUUUUACACGGCAAACAGCCCUCAUUGUCGAAAUCAUUGAAGCGAGGUGAAAAACUCCAGACUCCUCGUGGGGCAGUGGAACAUGAUAGCAUCAUUGGGAAACGGGUCUGGGACACGGUGCAGUCUCGCAAAGGCCUGAGUCUCCGAGUCAGCCUCCCCACAUUAGAAGAAUACGUCGCCCUGACCCCUCGGUUGGUCACGCCGAUUUAUCCACAAGAUGCCAAUCUAAUUGCUUCCCUUCUUGACAUUCACGUCAACACUCCUGCCGCGGGCGAAAUACAACCCACUAUGGAAAUCCUCGAGUCCGGAACAGGCCAUGGAUCCUUGACACUACACCUGGCGCGUGCCAUUCACGCCGCCAAUACCACACCCCCGCCUCGUCCAUUGCGAUCCCAGAUCAAAUACCUAGAAGGCCGCGUUAUCAGGCCAAGUGAGAAGGACACAGAACAAACAGAAGAGAAACCCGCCGAGCCAAUUGCGGAUCCAGCACAGGAGGAAUGGGAUGCGUGGCGAGCGCAGCGCAACGCCAUCAUUCACACAGUCGACGUAUCGCCGAAGUUCUCUGUGCUGGCCGAGAAAAACGUCCGAGGGUUCCGCCGUGGAAUCUACGCAGGCAAUGUUGACUUCUAUGUGGGCCCCGUCGAAAACUGGAUUGCCCAGCAGAAGCAGCAGCGGAAAAAGACCGGCCUAGCUUCACUGACCGGGGGAAAUCCUGUUGAACCGUUCCUUUCGCACGUUAUUCUGGACAUGCCUUCCUCGAAUUUGAGGAUUCCGCAUGUUACCCCGAUGUUGAAGCGUGAUGGCCUCCUGGUGGUGUUCAUGCCUAGUAUCACACAGAUUGGCGAGUGUCUGCAACUGAUCCGGGACCAGCGACUGCCCCUCGUUCAGGAGAAGGUGAUCGAACUUGGCUCUGGAAUCAGCGGUGGUCGCACAUGGGAUGUACGUUUUGCGACUAAGAAGUCCGGCGCCGACCCAGCAUCCUGGGCUGCCCCUUCAGACACUGAAAGUGUCACUCCUGCUGAGGUCGACGAGCAGUCUGCCGCCUCUGAUACUGCCUCUGAGGUGUCCACCACAGAGGAGCCUCCCAAGGAAGGGGAGUCUGUCUUGGUCUGCCGGCCCAAGGUCGGAGUGCGUAUCCAGGGCGGCGGCUUCGUGGCAGUCUGGCGACGGAUCGAAGACCGUUAA